Molecule: messenger RNA, 1518 nt
Organism: Lachancea mirantina
Lineage: Eukaryota; Fungi; Ascomycota; Saccharomycetes; Saccharomycetales; Saccharomycetaceae
Source: the annotation of a GenBank genome assembly
AUGUUGAAAGCGGGCAAGUGUUGGCAUUUUGGCAUCAUCAAGAGAAGCAUCUCAUCGUCGUUCAGGGACUCUUCCGUGUUCAAAAGUGAAGCUUACUUUUGCGGUGAAUGGAAGAAGGGAGAUGAAACAUUCUGUCUCAGAAACCCUGCGACGCAGGACGAGAUUAGUUCAAUAACAGAUUGUGGGAUUAGUGAUUACAAUGAAGCGAUAAAAGGAGCGCAUGGGGCCUUUAAGUCCUUUCGAAAGUCUGCACCAAGUAGUCGCUCCGAAGCACUUCAGAACAUUUACGAAUUAAUGCAAGAGAACAAGGAAGACCUUGCUAGACUGGUGACCAUGGAAAACGGUAAACCCUAUAGGGAAUCGUUGGCAGAAGUAGACUAUGCGUCUAGUUAUUUCAAAUGGUUUUCAGAAGAAGCUCACAGAAUGGUUGGAACGAUUAUGCCAGGCUCGGGUUCUACCGAAAAAAAAAUUCUGACCAUCAGACGGCCCCUUGGCGUCGUGGGCAUCCUAACUCCAUGGAAUUUCCCCACUGCAAUGAUUGCCAGAAAAUUGGCACCAGCACUUGCUGCUGGUAACACUUGCGUCGUCAAACCGGCGCAAGAAACUCCACUGAGCGCUUUAGCGUACGGCUGGCUUUGCGAACAGGCUGGCUUCGAAAGUGGGGUUUGCAAUAUACUUCCUACAAGCCAUGCAGACGUUGUUGGUAAAUAUAUGUGUCAACACGAUUUGGUUAGCAAAAUUACCUUCACCGGGUCAACUAAGGUGGGCAGAAUCUUGAUGCAACAUGUGCAUAAUAAGACUGGCACUAUCAAGAAAGUAUCUAUGGAAUUGGGUGGUAAUGCUCCUUUUAUAAUAUUUGAGGAUGCAGACAUCUAUAAAGCUCUUGAUGGGAUCAUGGCAUCAAAAUUUAGGAAUUCGGGUCAAACGUGUAUCUGCGCCAAUAGAAUAUUCGUUCAUGAAAGCUUGUAUGACACAGUUGCUUCAAGUUUGGCGAAAAGAAUGGAGACGGAUCUUGUUAUGGGAAGUGGAUUUGACGUACAUGUUACGCAAGGUCCACUCAUUAAUGACAAGGCUGUCAACAAAGUUUCAGACCUUGUUGAAGAUGCCAAGAAUAAAGGCGCCAAAGUUCUAAUGGGUGGUACUAGAGCUAGUACUCUGGGACGCAAUUUUUAUCACCCAACGAUUUUGACAGAUGUUGAUGAAUCAAUGGAUGUUUUCCAUAAAGAGAUAUUUGGUCCAGUAGCUUGCUUGAUCAAAUUCAAGACCACCGAAGAAGUAUUGAGGCGCUCAAAUGACUCCAAUGUGGGACUGGCUGGUUAUUUCUACACGGCAAACAUUGGAACAAUCAUGAAACUUGCCGAAGAUUUGGAGGUUGGUAUGAUUGGCGUGAACAGCAGUGAAAUAAGCGAUGCUGUUUUACCGUUCGGUGGAGUCAAAGACUCUGGUUUAGGAAGAGAGGGCUCUCUUUAUGGUAUAAACGAUUACACGGAAUUAAAAUCGAUAAUACUUGAACCAUGA